This is a messenger RNA of Trichomycterus rosablanca, 2827 nucleotides long. It is a transcript of the gene mag, whose product is annotated as myelin associated glycoprotein. The coding region runs from base 203 to 2158 and encodes 651 amino acids. The record is from RefSeq and is a predicted model, not a curated record. The transcript is spliced from 12 exons. Lineage: Eukaryota; Metazoa; Chordata; Actinopteri; Siluriformes; Trichomycteridae.
GAACCCUGCAAUGAAAAGGGGCUUUGGGUCACAUCAGACCAUCGGGACAAUCUUAGUUGCUAGAAGAAGAAAGGCAACUGAGGUAAUUCAUAGUUUGAGAGCUACAAGGUGUGUGUGAGAAACAAGACACUAGAGAAUUGCUACCUGUCGGACACUCUGAACCAGAAGAUCGAGGUUAAUGGUCCUGAGUUGAGUUGAAAUCAUGAAGUGCUUUGAGCUUCUGCUGCCCUUCCUUCUUCUCCUAAGAGAUAUCACGGCCCAGUGGAAUGUAUGGAUGCCCAGAGACAUCUCAGCCAUGACUAACUCCUGUGUAGUAAUUCCCUGCACAUUUACGUACCCUUCUGCAGUCAGGCCAUACAGGGGCACCCAUGGAAUCUGGUACUUUGGGCAGCCCUAUCCACAACUCUACCCUCCAGUGGUAUUCAAGUCCCGCACAGACAUUGUGCAUGAAAGUUACAAAGGGCGUACUAAGCUUCUGGGUGACCUAGGGCAGAAGAACUGUACGCUACAGAUUAACAACCUUGGAACUGAGCUUGGUGGAAAAUACUAUUUCAGAGCGGAUUUAGGAGGAGCAAAUAUUUACACUUUCCCAGAUUUCACUGAGCUCAAGGUGCUGGACCAGCCCAAAAUUGAUAUCCCAGAAGAGAUAGUUAGUGAGGAGAGCCUGGACUUGACUUGCUAUGCACCAGAUAAUUGCCCAGAAAUGUCUCCCGAAAUCCACUGGAUGUAUACAGACUACCUGCCUGAUCCUCUCUUUACCCCCGGCUAUGUGGAGGAGAGCAACACAGCAGUGCUGUCCAGCACACUAACCUUCACCCCCAAAGCUAUGCACAACGGCCAGCUGCUGGGCUGCAGGGUCCAUUACCCCAAUUCCACUUUUGUAUAUGAGCGUCUCAUCUCCCUAGAUGUGAAGUAUACACCUCGCAAAGUGUGGGUGAACGUAUCACAGGAAGUAAUGGAGGGCAGUUCAGUGGUACUACACUGUGAUGUGGACAGCAACCCUGUGCCAAGCAUCACAUGGUUCUUUGAGAAUGUAGUGCUGAUGACAGAAACUGCCUCAAAUGCUUCACUUUAUCUGGAGAACCUGACACCAGAGCAGGAGGGUACCUACACCUGUGUGGGCGAAAAUAGUUAUGGGGCCAUGAACACCUCCAUGUACCUAGCAGUCAGGUAUCCUCCAAGAGAGCCAUUAGUAAAUGGUUCUUCAACAGUAAUGGAAGGCUCCUUACUUGCUCUCCACUGCAGCACUCAGGGCAAUCCACCUCCCACACUCACCUGGCUAAAGAAUGGGGAGCUGGUAGGAACAAUAACUGCUGACAAAGUGUCCAUACUAGAGAUUACAGAGAUCACCCCACAAAAUGAUGGCACAUACCGCUGCCUGGCUGAAAACGAACAUGGCCGGGCCAGCAGCUCUCUGAACAUUACUGUGGAGUUUGCCCCUGUUCUCCUGGAUGAUUCCAAGUGCACCAUAGUGCGGGAGGGUGUACAGUGUGUCUGCAUAGCCUCAGGAAACCCACAGCCUUCUAUUGAGUUCCACUUGCCUGACCUCAAUAUCACCAUCAAUGAGACGAAUAACCGAUUCAACUACUACACACAUUCGGACGGCUACACAACAACAGGCAUGAUCAAACUGCGGGAAAAGGCUGAGCAAGAGAAUAAUGGUGGCAUGGCUGUUCAUGUACACUGCAGCUACACCAACAUCUACGGCUCUCAGUCUGUUCAACUUCAGCUGCAACAAGAAAAAAAGUACAUAAUGGCAGUGAUAGUGGGAACCAUUGGAGGAGUGGCGGUCAUUGCUUUCAUCAUUGCAGCUGUAAGAUUUGUGGGACAAAACAACCAAAAAGAGAAUGGCAACCCUGGGCAGGACGUAGGAUCUAGAGUGGAGAAUCCCUCCAUGUUCUACAGCGCAGUCAAGAAGGACAAACAAAGUCUCAGGAAAAAAGUGCUUAAGACUGAGCUGCUGGGCUCAAAGUUUAAUUCCAUCCUUGAAGAGAGCACGGGAGACGACAGCGAUUACCAGCAUGUUGGCUCGACUGCAGGCCUGGAGAGGCAGGAGCUAAACUACGCUGCGCUAGACUUCAUGCGAGGGCGACCUCGGGAGGGAAAUGUGGGGAGGGGGGACGAUGGAAGCGACUACACAGAGAUAAAAACCAAAUGAAUCGCGAUUCUUCCCUGAAGCUUUGACUAAAAACAGAUACAGUGGCCACUAGGGACCAGUAAGUUCCUCAACACAGCUUCUUGUAAUUGAGUCAUUACUGGUUCAGUUAUUUACACUUACAGUUAGCAUGAUUUCAUUAGUUGAGCUGAUUUUUUAAAAAUAUUAUUAGAAGUAGUUCCUUUUACUCCCAAUACAUUUAGCAUAUUUUAGUUUCAGUUGACAUGCAAAUGGUCUCAGCAUUAGUUCUUGAGGCUCACUGCCCAGGUCAUUGGGCCCCCAGGACUGGAACAGAAAACAACUACACUUAGAUAAUAAUAAUAAAUGUUUCUUUAGGAAUAUCUUUUUUUUAUUCCUUUUACAGUCCUGGAAAUGUGAUUACAUUGGUAAUAUUUUUACACAAUAGUUUAAAUAGUGGUCAUUGACACUGUGUCUGUAUGAAGUUAAAGUGUCAGGGAAAGAGACAUGCUGCAUGUCUCUAUUCUUUAGUGCUAACCAGACAUGGGUGAAUUAGCAGAUGAAAUAUUUCUUAAAUCUUGAGUUUUUAAAUAAGCACUCUGUGUAUGCACUAAUUUUCUUAUGAUACGUCCUACAGUAUGUGUGUAAAUUCCAAGAAUAUGUAAGACUACACAAUAUAAGAAUAAGGAAUUUUGUGUAUAGGGUUAUAUAGAA